Salvelinus namaycush (lake trout) is the source of this 4414-nucleotide messenger RNA. RefSeq names its product receptor-type tyrosine-protein phosphatase gamma-like. Gene Ontology annotation, biological process: protein dephosphorylation. The record is from RefSeq and is a predicted model, not a curated record. Lineage: Eukaryota; Metazoa; Chordata; Actinopteri; Salmoniformes; Salmonidae. The coding region runs from base 1 to 2001 and encodes 666 amino acids. Gene Ontology annotation, molecular function: protein tyrosine phosphatase activity. The transcript is spliced from 17 exons.
AUGACCAGCAUCUGCUCUCUCCUCUGCAUCAAGUACAGGAGGUUUUUCCAGACAGCUCACUUCUAUGUGGAGGACAGUAGUUCUCCCAGGGUGGUGGCCAAUGAGAACAUCCCUGUCAUCCCCAUCCCAGAUGACAUGGAUGCCGUCCCUGUCAAGCAGUUCAUCAAACACAUCAUGGAACUCUACUCCAACAACUUGCACGGGUUCGCUGAGGAGUUUGAGGAGGUUCAGCGCUGUACGGUGGACCUUAAGAUCACUGCAGAACAUUCCAAUCAUCCUGACAACAAGCACAAAAACAGAUACAUCAACAUCGUGGCCUACGAUCACAGUAGGGUGAAGUUACGACCACUGGCUGGCAAGGAUGCUAAACACAGUGACUACAUGAACGCUAACUAUGUAGAUGGUUACAACCAUCCCAAGGCCUACAUCGCCGCCCAGGGCCCUCUCAAGUCCACAUUCGAGGACUUCUGGAGGAUGGUGUGGGAACAGAACACUGGUAUCAUCGUCAUGAUCACCAACCUGGUAGAGAAAGGAAGGAGAAAAUGUGACCAAUACUGGCCCACAGAGAGCACUGAGGAGUAUGGCAACAUUGUGGUGACUCUGAAGAGUACUAAAGUUCACGCCUGUUACACACUGAGACAAUUCCUCAUACGGAACACCAAAGUCAAAAAGGGUCAGAAGGGCAACCCGAAGGGGCGUCAGAACGAGCGGAUGGUGAUCCAGUAUCACUACACCCAGUGGCCUGACAUGGGCGUUCCGGAAUACACCCUACCUGUCCUCACCUUUAUAGGGCGCUCCUCUGCAGCACGCGCACCUGGCAUGGGCCCUGUCCUAGUGCACUGCAGUGCUGGAGUCGGGAGGACGGGUACGUACAUCGUCAUCGACAGCAUGCUGCAGCAGAUCAAAGACAAAAGCACAGUCAACGUCUGGGGCUUUCUCAAACACAUCCGCACACAACGCAACUACCUGGUCCAGACAGAGGAGCAGUAUGUGUUCAUCCAUGAUGCCCUUAUGGAGGCCAUCCUGGGCAGUGAGACAGAGGUACCCGCCUGGCAGCUCCAUGGUUACGUCAACAGCAUCCUCACCCCCGGCCUGGGGGGCCGCACACGCCUCGACAAGCAGUUCAGGCUGCUGACCCAGAGUAACGGCAGCUUCGUGGAGUGUUUCAGCGCCCAGAAAGACUGCAACAAGGAGAAGAACCGCAACUCCUCAGUAGUUCCAUCGGAACGAGCUCGCGUAGGACUGGCCCCUCUCCUUGGAAUGAAAGACACAGACUAUAUCAAUGCCUCCUACAUAAUGGGUUACUACAGGAGUAAUGAGUUCAUCAUUACCCAGCAUCCUUUACCCCACACCACCACAGACUUCUGGAGAAUGAUCUGGGACCACAAUGCCCAAAUCAUUGUCAUGCUUGCAGACAACCAUGGUUUGGCUGAGGAUGAGUUUGUGUACUGGCCGAGCAGAGAGGAGGCAAUGAACUGCCUAGCUUUCACCGUCACCCUGAUCAGCAAGGACAGACUGUGUCUCUCCAACGAAGAACAGAUCAUCAUCCACGACUUCAUCUUGGAGGCCACGCAGGAUGACUAUGUCCUGGAGGUGAGACAUUUCCAGUGCCCUAAAUGGCCCAACCCCGAUGCCCCUCUCAGCGGCACCUUUGAGCUCAUCAACGUCAUCAAAGAGGAGGCUAUGACCCGAGACGGACCCACCAUUAUACACGAUGAGUUUGGGGCAGUGUCUGCAGGAACUCUGUGUGCCCUCACCACCUUGUCUCAGCAGUUGGAGAGUGAAGGGGCUGUGGAUGUCUAUCAGGUGGCUAAGAUGAUCAACCUCAUGAGGCCGGGAGUCUUCACAGACAUAGAGCAGUACCAGUACCUGUACAAGGCCAUGCUGAGCCUGGUGAGCAGCAGAGACAGUGGGAUGAGCCCCAUCUACAUGGACACUAAUGGAGUGGUGGUCAUCAUGGACGAAUCAGAUCCUGCUGAGAGCAUGGAGUCGCUGGUCUGACUGGUCUCUGAUAUGACUGGUCUGACUGGUUACUGGUCUGACUAACCACACCAUCAUCCGAAGGCACUUAAUUUGUACAACUCUGAGGAACAAAGAGAACUUUGGCGGACUUUCCUUGAGGCCUUUUUAGCCAGAAAUAUUGGUUAAAUGAAUAACCUGAUUACCUUUUUUACACUGAUAUAAACUUUUUUGAUAUUUAUUUUUUUCUUCAUAAUUGUUUGUCUUAAUUGUUAUCCUGCUGAGAGUUGUUAACUGUUACAUUGUUUCACGUGAGGAAAAGGAAAGCGUCUCUGACCAGUUUACACUACACUGUCGAUGUUACUGCCUAAAACCCUGUUCGAUAAUACAGUACCAUUAACUACACCCUGGCUCCACUGUACUCUACACUCAUUGGAUCUCUGGAUUGUGGCUAAGAACAGACUUUAGCUUCAAUGAAUGAAGAAUGAGGACCAAGGCUAACCCUGAAGGUCAACAUGAUCCAGUCCAAUAGAUUUCUCAAUACAGACUAUCCCAGUUCAGUGUAUGACAGUACAGCUCACUUAACAAGCAUUGCAACACUAUCAUCUGGUCAACUCUGCGGUAAGACUUUAUUGGCGUAGUCCAUCUGUAGAUGCUCUACAGACUUAUCAGUAAGAUUUAAACUGUCUACUAGCCCUAACCCUUAUCCUAAUUCUAAAUUUAACCCUUACCCUAAACCUUAUUCUAUACCUAACUCUAACCGUAACCUUAGCAAGCAGUUGCUUAUCAACAGAUCGUUGUUGAUGGUAUGCCCAUCUGUAGUCCAUCUGUAGAUGCUCUAUCAGGACUAUCCAAAUAAAGUGUACCCAACGCUUCUUAUUCAGUAAAACCCACUUUAUCCCAGGAACAUUUAUAAUCUGUAGAUUAUACAUAUUAUUCCUAUAUUACCCAAAUAUCUCCAUUCUAUUUGUAAAUUGUACCCAUUACUUUUUUUAAAAGUGGUAUUACAACAACUACUGUGAACAUUCAUUGCUUUAUAUUAAGAUUUCUAUUGUUUUGUAAUCCAUAUGACUAUAUACUUGAUCAUAUUAAGCAGCUGGUUUUGUAUACUCUGUCAUUUCCCCUCUCGCCUUGUGUGGAUUGGUGCUUGGACACACUGAGACCCAUAUUGUCAAUUUUGUUUUAAUAAAUGAUACUAGUUAGUUUCUAAACACAGGUCUACAUGUGACUCGUCUGGCAUCAACUGUUCCAUUACAACGGAGUAUACUUCAUAUUAAACAUAGCUUUCAUUUUACCAUAUGAAUGGAGUUCUUGGUCUUAACAUAAUCCGGAGGGUGAAGUGUUUUACUGUCAUUAUAACCAAAAACAUGGUUGAAAAUUGCAACAAAGUUGUUUGCCCAAAAUGUAAACAAGUGUCACAUGAAGCUUUUAUCCUAAAAAGCAGUCCAAUGUGUCAGUCCAUACUGCACCAUGUUGUUUUAACUGGGCUAAAAGAGGUUGUUUUUCUCCAGCUCCUACACCAAACCACAAUAUCUACCCAUCUAUACUGUAUCCUGUAGCUGUACCCUGUACUGAUACAUACAUGCUGUCUUUUCCUAUUUGUUCCUAUUUUUUGCUCUUCUCUCUCAACGAGUAUCUUGUUAAAUGAAGUCACAACUCUCCAACAUUUGAAGAAAAGUCCUGACUUACUAUGGCUGCAUUUACACAGGCCGCCUAAGUCUUUUGACCAAUCCCAGAUUUUUUUUUACAUCAGAUCUUGUUCAGAUCUGAUUGGUCUAAAGACCAAUUAGUGAAAAAAAUAUCAGAAUAGGGCUGCCUGUGUAAACACAGCCUACAUGCUCAUUUGUCACGAAAUGGUUAUUGGCAGCAAAAAAAUGUUUUUGCCUGUAACUAUUAUUGUUAUUAUUAUUAUUAUUAACUUUAUGCUUAAUACAUAUUUCAUUUGUAGCAUUAGUGUAAUUUGCUAUUUCAAGGUCAUGUACAUAUUUACUUCAAGGACCAAUCUUCUUGGAAGUUAUAAUCUAUGCUGUGUGAUCAUCAUAGACCUUUAUAUUUUCAUAUUAAGCUUUUUUCUUUAACAUUAUCCUACUCUCACUCAUUGCAUUUGUGGAGAGUAUGUAGGAAUUAAGGGCUCGUUUCAAUCCGUGUCGCAGAAGUUCAGCGUUACAACUUGAUAGAAAUUUAAAGGCAAUGUUCCUGCGUUAGCGGAGACUGCAUUCACGUAAACACUGCAUGUCGGAAAUUACCUUUACAUUUCUAUAACGCAAUCUGUAACGCUUCAGCGAAUAGAGCCCCAAGUCUCCAAAUAAACAAGUAGACCGACAUCACAUUCCAGCACAAAUCCAUUACUGCAUCUAAAAUAGCACCCUAUUCUCUAUAUAGCGCCAUACCUUUGGGCUCCUGAGUGGCGCAGCGUUCUAAGGCACUGCGUUUUAAGGCACUGCAUCUCAGUGCU